AUGCCCGGUACUGGACCGACGACGGCGCCAGCGCCAGCGGCUGGCGUGCGCAGUAUGAAUGGGUGCUGGACCUGUCGUCUUAGACGGAAGAAGUGUGAUGAAGCACGCCCGUGUUGUCGGAACUGCAACCAGCUGCAAAUCGACUGUGUAUAUGGGACGAAGCCGGUAUGGAUGGAUCGAGGAGUCCUCGAACGCAACGCAGCCCUCAAGAUCAAGAAGCAAAUCGCAGCACGAUCCCAUCGACGAACGAAAUCAUCAUCUUACUCUUCAGAAUCGGCGCCAUCGUCGGCUUCGAGUGAAUCGCGGCUCUCUAACGACCUGCGGCAAACAGCAGAUGGCACGAGGCAGCAGAACAUGGAUCUUGGGGAUAUUAGUCUUGUAGCACAUCAACGUGUAGAUGGUGCAUGGUGUACUGCGGACAACAUGGCUACCAGUGGGCUGGAUACCAUUGGCAUCGAUACCACAGUUAGCCUGGGUUCGGUGGUGGAAGGGUCUCCCGUCGAUUUCGCAAUGUGGUGCGGCGAAUACGGUCCCAAGCAGGACGGCAUUAUCUCUCCUGCAGUCUCUUUGCAGUUAGAUUCAUGGCAGACGCCAUCGCCGCAAAACGAUUCGGGCGACACGUCGUCUAAAAAUACUGUUCUCGAAAGCAUAGAUGCUGCACGGACAGCGCCUAGACAUGGCAAGUCGGUUGAGUCGCCUGCCACGUAUCCUACGAGCCACAACAGCGCGAUGAACUGUUCUACCGGUGGCUCUAGCAUGAUGGAGAGCGACAGUGAUUGGUUUUAUCGUGUGCCUCCUAGCCAAGAAGAAGUGCUACCGGCUCAGUUUACUGACCACGGCGGCGAAAAAUACCGCUGGAUGCGCUUCCUACUGCUCACCUCAGCGCCGGUGCUACAGACAACUUUGACGUUGGCAAAGGCAUGUAGGCGACACGCCACUCGCGACGAUAACGCGGCAAAUAUAGAAUGCGCCGACUUGCUAAGGAACGCGGCGGAUGCUAUUCUGGACAUUCCGUCGGUACUUGCAACGUUAUCCAUUAGCAACCAGGAGCGUCAGGCAGAGCAGAUAGUUGUUGCUUGCACGUGUCUAGCGCAGACAAUUCACCUUGAAAUUCUCAACGCAACAUCGUUGCUCUGGCAAGAGUGCUUGCAGCAAGCUUCGGCGUUUGCCCAGCCUCUGAUCGACCUUGCUGCCAUGGCGUUGGACGAAACAGCUGACAGAAGGCAAGCUACUACAUCGGCUCUGCACAUGUACGCUGCAGCAGCCAAGGCCCUUAUUGGGCGGCUGGUUUGGUUUGAUAUUGUAGGGGCAGUUUCAACAGGAGGCAAGUUGCGCCUCGCCAUUGACUACGACAGCCUCUUCGCCUCGAAUACUUUGCCCGCGGGUCGCGCGCCGGGCUGCCGCAAGGACAUUAUCGCUCUGCUCUACCAGAUUCUUUGUCUCCGCCACUGGAAGCUGAACUUGGAAAGGGAAAAGAAGCUUAACGUCAUGGAAUUGGCCACCAAGGGCUAUCGCAUCUUGCAGUCGCUCGAGGACAUCACCACCGGGAUCAACAGCGUCGCCCUCGAAGCCAUGGACGAAGCCGCCUUUGCCGAUUCCAUCAAUCUUGCCUUUACUAGCACGGCCGUCAUCUAUCUUCACACGGUGAUCUCGGGUCCGAUCCCACACCUGAAGGAGAUCCGCUCCGAGACGACCAAGCUGGGCCAUCUGCUGCGCGACUUGGCGACAAGGCAGCAGAUUGGCUGCGUGCCUUUGCCUGUCUGCGUGGCUGCGUGUUUCUGGCCGCAGGAAAACGUGGGGGAACUUGGCAGCCUGAUAUUCUCAAAGCAGCGAGGAGACACGGCCGUGUCUGCUGGCGAUGGCGGAGGCGUAGAAAUGCGAUCAAAGGCCAGCCUCUUGGCGGCGCUGGAAAUGGGGCGCCUCGCUUUACGGGAUGGGGGCCGAGUGGACUGGACCCUGGCUGGGCAACAUGCGGCUAGUAAUAGGCGGGCGCUACUGCUAGGGGGGAAAUUAUCAAUCCCAUUUGAUGUCACUGCAUGUGGUCAAUUGUCGCCAUUUCCUACGCGGGGAAAUCCGCCAAUCUAA
Metarhizium acridum CQMa 102 is the source of this 2085-nucleotide messenger RNA. Lineage: Eukaryota; Fungi; Ascomycota; Sordariomycetes; Hypocreales; Clavicipitaceae. The record is from RefSeq and is a predicted model, not a curated record.